UGGGAGACCCUUAUCUCUGAUUGAUCAGCAGAAAAGCUGGAGUGGAGAUGUAGCACAAGAGAUAAGAAUGCCUGCCAUUUCUUAAUGAAAAAGCCAAGCAAGAGAGCUAGAGGCCUUGAGUUUAGUCAUCAUUAUUGGCAUGUGUGCGCACCCCCCCCCCACAUACACAAAGAAGAAAGAAAAAUAAAACAAGCCAAUCAGCCAGUUAUUUAAUACUUGUGCCUUAGUUUUAUGACUGCUGUAACACAUUACCACAAAUUUAGAAACUUAAAACAACACAAUGUAUUAUUUUACACAUCUUCAGGUUAGAAGUCUAAAAGUAUUUCAGUGGGCUAAAACUAGUGUAUCAGCAAGGCUGUAUUCUUUUCUGGAAGUUUGUAGGGGAGAAUCCAUUUUCUUGCCUAUAGAGGCUACCACUUUCCUUGGCUUGUGGCUCCUCUUCUCAGUUUUCAAGGUCAUCAGUGAUGCUUCUCUCUGAUCAUUGUUCUGUUGUCAUUUCUCUGGCCACAGUUAGGGAAAGGUUCUGCUUUUAAGGAUCCAUGUGAUUGGAUGAAGCGUUCUUAAACAACCCAGGUGGUUUGUGGAAAUGCAGGUGUAAGGACAAGUUAUUUACCACAUUAGAAGAUGGGAUCAAAGAGCAGCAGGAUCAGUGAUCUGCCUAAAAAUGAGUACUUGAAAAAGUUAUCAGGCACAGAAUCUGUCUCUGAGAAUGACCCAUUUUGGAAUCAGCUUCUUUCGUUUUCUUUCCCCGCACCAACUAGCAGCACUGAGUUGAAACUGUUGGAAGAGGCAACCAUUUCAGUCUGCAAGUCUUUAGUUGAAAACAAUCCUCGAACAGGAAAUCUUGGUGCAUUAAUUAAGGUCUUCCUUUCUAGAACCAAAGAACUCAAACUUUCAGCAGAAUGUCAGAACCACAUCUUCAUUUGGCAGACACAUAAUGCUUUAUUUAUUAUUUGCUGUCUGCUGAAAGUAUUCAUCUGUGAGAUGUCUGAAGAGGAAUUGCAACUUCAUUUUACUUAUGAGGAAAAAUCUCCAGGUAGUUAUAGUUCCGACUCAGAAGAUCUUUUGGAAGAAUUGCUCUGUUGUUUGGUGCAGUUAAUCACUGAUAUUCCACUCUUAGAUAUUACAUAUGAAAUAUCAGUGGAAGCUAUAUCAACAAUGGUUGUUUUCCUUUCCUGUCAACUUUUCCACAAGGAAGUUUUACGGCAGAGCAUAAGUCACAAGUAUUUGAUGCAAGGUCCAUGUCUUCCAUUUACCAGCAAACUUGUGAAAACCUUAUUGUAUAACUUUAUCAGACAAGAAAAGCCACCUCCUCCAGGAACCCAUGCCUUUUCCCAGCAAUCAGAGGGGGGAGGACUGCUGUAUGGACUGGCAUCAGGAGUAGCAACUGGUCUCUGGACUGUCUUCACAUUAGGCGGUGUGGGCAGCAAAGCCACUGCUUCUCCAGAACUUUCUUCCCCUCUGGCCAACCAAAGUCUCCUGCUUUUACUGGUGUUGGCCAACCUGACAGAUGCUCCAGAGGCACCAAAUCCCUACAGACAGGCCAUUAUGUCCUUUAAAAACACGCAAGACAGCAGUCCUUUUCCCUCAUCAAUUCCACAUGCCUUCCAGAUUAAUUUUAACAGUUUGUAUACAGCCCUUUGUGAACAACAGACAUCUGAUCAAGCAACGCUCCUCUUAUACACACUGCUCCAUCAGAACAGCAAUGUUAGAACAUACAUGUUGGCUCGCACAGAUAUGGAAAAUCUUGUUUUACCAAUUCUUGAGAUUCUGUAUCAUGUUGAAGAAAGAAAUUCACACCAUGUGUAUAUGGCUCUUAUAAUACUGUUGAUCCUUACAGAAGACGAUGGCUUCAAUAGGUCCAUUCAUGAAGUGGUACUAAAAAACAUUACAUGGUAUUCUGAACGAGUUUUAACUGAAAUUUCACUGGGUAGUCUCCUGAUUCUGGUGGUAAUAAGAACCAUUCAGUACAACAUGACACGGACAAGAGACAAGUACCUUCAUACAAAUUGCUUGGCGGCCUUAGCAAAUAUGUCAGCACAGUUUCGUUCCCUCCAUCAGUAUGCUGCCCAGAGGAUCAUCAGCUUGUUUUCUUUGCUAUCUAAAAAACACAACAAAGUUCUGGAACAAGCCACCCAGUCCUUGAGAAGUUCACUAAGUUCAAAUGACGUUCCUCUACCAGAUUAUGCUCAGGACCUCAAUGUCAUUGAAGAAGUGAUUCGAAUGAUGCUAGAAAUCAUCAAUUCCUGCCUGACAAAUUCUCUUCACCACAACCCAAACUUGGUAUAUGCACUGCUUUACAAACGAGAUCUUUUUGAACAGUUUCGAACUCAUCCUUCAUUUCAAGAUGUAAUGCAAAACAUCGAUCUGGUGAUUACCUUCUUUAGCUCACGGCUGCUACAGGCUGGAGCUGAGCUGUCAGUAGAACGGGUCUUGGAAAUCAUUAAGCAGGGAAUUGUUGCACUGCCUAAAGACAGAUUAAAGAAAUUCCCAGAACUGAAAUUCAAAUAUGUGGAAGAAGAGCAGCCUGAGGAGUUUUUCAUCCCCUACGUCUGGUCUCUGGUCUACAAUUCAGCUGUAGGCCUGUACUGGAAUCCACAGGACAUCCAGCUGUUCACGAUGGACUCCGACUGAGGCAGCACGCGCCCGCGCCCGCCCCCAGCCGCAUAGCCCUGCUAUAUAGCUUCUUGCUGGGAAAGAGAAGCAGACACGCUGCCUGGUGUGUCUUCUACUGGAGAGAAUCACACAGCGUGUUCCCUCACACACUUUGACUUGGAGAUUGGUACCGGUUGGCAGUAGAUCACUCAUCUUAGAUUAUAGUGCAAGGGGGGAGGGGUAUACAAUAAUAAAUGUAAAAACUUGCUGUUCGGUAUGCACUUUUA
This is a messenger RNA of Perognathus longimembris pacificus (Pacific pocket mouse), 2882 nucleotides long. It is a transcript of the gene Dym, whose product is annotated as dymeclin. The record is from RefSeq and is a predicted model, not a curated record. Gene Ontology annotation, biological process: Golgi organization. Gene Ontology annotation, cellular component: Golgi apparatus. The coding region runs from base 625 to 2634 and encodes 669 amino acids. The transcript has 18 exons. NCBI's taxonomy places the organism in Eukaryota, Metazoa, Chordata, Mammalia, Rodentia, Heteromyidae.